Messenger RNA from Hordeum vulgare subsp. vulgare (domesticated barley), 1619 nucleotides. Its product is annotated as lipoate-protein ligase A. NCBI's taxonomy places the organism in Eukaryota, Viridiplantae, Streptophyta, Magnoliopsida, Poales, Poaceae. Gene Ontology annotation, cellular component: mitochondrion. Gene Ontology annotation, biological process: protein modification process. The transcript is spliced from 4 exons. The record is from RefSeq and is a predicted model, not a curated record. Bases 460 to 1281 code for a protein of 273 amino acids.
AACGACUGACCCAGAACGUCGACGCAAAAAAAAGUGGGGGAAGAUCUCGACGACGCUCAUCUCACCCUCGUCGCCGGCUCCUGCCUCCUCCUUCUCAUCGCCGGCUCCUGCCUCCGGCAGUCGCCGUCGCCUACUCCCUGCCCCUAGUCCCGAUCCCGCGCCGUCACUUGCCCAUUCCCUCUUCGCCUUCCAUCCCGUGCCUCCCCCAUAUCCCAGCCGCCUCCGCUCAGUCCUCCCCGCGCAGAGCCGCCGCCGCCGCCUGCCUACGCCCGGACGGACUGCUGGUUGACAGGCUCCAGUCCAGGACGUGGCUGAUACAGUGACACCUGGGGCCCUGCCGUUCCAUUGGGCUAGCGAUCCGAGGGACGAGACGGGCGCACACCAGGUGUUCGAGGGAAUGCACCUCUGAAACGCCUCUUCCCACUCUGGCCUCCGCGAGACGAACGAGCAGAGCUAAGAAUGACGUUCGGGUCUGUCAUCGAGAGGAGCGUGGCGCGGCCGCUCAUGAGGCUGGUCACCAUGGGCGGCGCGCCCAUCCUGCAGCAGCUGCACCUGGAGGAACGGCUGCUGCGUCGCACCAGCGAUAACUGGUGCAUCGUCAACGAUGGCACGGCUCCUCCCACCAUUGUCAUGGGCGUCUCCGGGAAGGUCUCUGAGCUCGUCGAGAUACGGCCUGUGCUUCAAGAUCAUGUGCCGGUGGUAAGGCGGUUCAGUGGAGGUGGCACUGUAAUUGUUGACCAGGGGACGGUGUUCGUCACCUUCAUCUGCAACAAGACUGCUGUCGCUGGGUUGCAGCCGUUUCCUCGCGACAUCAUGUCAUGGACAGGCCAGCUUUAUGGUAAAGUGUUCCGUGGGUUCGGUGAAUUUCAUCUGCGUGAAAAUGACUAUGCAUUCGAUCAUCGAAAGUUCGGUGGAAAUGCUCAGUCCAUAACAAAAGAUCGUUGGGUACACCACACAUCAUUCUUAUGGGAUUAUGAUGUGAAAAAUAUGAGUUACCUAAAAAACCCACAACGUGCUCCUGAAUAUCGGCAGGCGAGGGACCACACUGAUUUCCUGUGCCGCAUGAACGAGUACAUGCCAUCACGGUCGGUCUUCACUGAAGGCAUAACUGCGGCCCUUGGAGACCACUUUACGGUUCAACACACGGAGCUAGAGACGGCUCUCCCUGACCACGAUGACUUCGUGCCUUCUACGAAGGUGCUAUCCCCGCAGGACUUACAAGACAUCAUCUCUGCGAAAGAAACCCCCACAUCACAGAGAGUUCAAGGAUGGCCACACUGACGAAGACCACUGCUUGUUUUAUGACAUAUGAUGGAUCUUUUUUUAUGCCACACUCACUGCUUUCACUUGAUUUUGAGAAAUCAAUCAAUCAGGAGGCGUGUUUCCAAUAUUUUUGGCAGGCUUAUCUAUGCUGUUGCCUGGUGAAAAUCGGUGAUAGGGUUCAGACUAGGCUUUGGGGUACAUGCUUGGUUGGCAAGCCUGAAACUGUGGUAUGGGUCACCUGCAGGUUUUACUCUGUACUUGCUACUCUCUUUAGUACCUUACGUAGUUACCUGAAUGGAUGAUGGUGGAAAAAUGAAGAUUCCAAAGAAAUAUACUAGCAGGGUAGUUUUUCUUUC